AUGUCUGCCACAACGGCCGAAAGCUACAAGAAGCUCAAGGAGGACUUUGUCUCCAAUCUCUCCGGAGGGUCUGUCAGCGAAAUCAACUACGUAACCGCAGUCGCACCCGUCGCAGUCCUCCUGUGGUCUGUCCUCCAAUCCCGACAAUCCUUCUUCAAACCUUACACGCCCCUAGCAGGGCUGGUCGACUAUCUCCUCAACGUCACUGCCAUCCUCCUUUCCACGACCCUCUACGCAUCCUCACCCCUGCUCCUUAACAUACUCCUUCUCGCACCCGCCGCCGCUGUUUACGCCUUCCCGCCAAACACUCGUCGCAAAAAGCCCGCUGUUCCUCCAAAUGCAAAGUCCAAGGGUGCUGGCGCCAAUGGCGCGCUCUCUAUACUGUCUGUCAAGCCAUUCUUGACGCACUAUCGCGGCAGCAUGAUGGUUAUAACUUGUAUCGCCAUUCUUGCCGUCGACUUCCGCCUCUUCCCGCGCCGCUUCGCGAAAGUCGAGACUUGGGGCACGUCUCUGAUGGAUAUUGGUGUUGGGUCUUUUGUGUACAGCGCCGGUGUCGUCGCCGCGCGCCCUGUUCUCAAGGAACGUGCCGAGGGCCGCUCAACACCACUGGCCACCCGGUUGUUGAACUCUUUGCGCCAUUCCCUCCCUCUGUUCGCUCUAGGCAUCAUCCGCCUGCUUAGUGUCAAGGGCCUGGACUACGCCGAACACGUCACAGAGUACGGCGUGCACUGGAACUUCUUCUUCACGUUGGGCCUGCUCCCACCAUUCGUCGCGAUAUUCCAGUCCGCCCUUAAGAUUGUGCCGAGCUAUGCCGCCUUGGCACUCAUUCUGGGCGUGCUGUACCAGAUUCUCCUCGAAAGCACGGAAUUAAAGGCGUACAUCCUGACCGCACCGAGGACGGAUCUGAUUUCGAAGAACCGGGAGGGCAUCUUCAGCUUCAUCGGCUACCUGGCCAUCUUUCUCGCUGGACAGGAUACAGGCAUGUACAUUCUGCCCCGCAGCGUCAACCCAAAAAGCGACUCCACCCCCACGACGCAGCGCAGGACACUCCUCAUGAUGAUGGCCAUCUGGUCAGCUGUGUGGGCGGUUUUGUAUUUCUUGAGCACUAGCUACAGCUACGGUGAUGGCCUCAGUGUGUCACGCCGUCUCGCCAACUUGCCCUAUGUCCUCUGGACAGCUGCUUUUAACUCCACACAGCUCCUAGCCUACUGUGUCGUGGAUACCGUCUUCUUUCCUGCAACUUACAAUGCCACCGAUGCAAAGUCGGAGAAGGAGGCUUAUGAGACGGCGACGAGCAGGGUCUUCCGCGCCUACAACCGUAAUGGCCUGUUUCUGUUUCUCGUUGCAAAUGUCCUGACGGGCCUGGUCAACAUGACGGUGCCCACACUUCAUGUCGGGCCGCUUGUCACUAUGGGCAUUUUGAUCGCCUACAGCGGGAUCCUCACCGGUCUCGCCCUGGGGCUAGAUGCGUAUAAUAUCUCCAUCAAGUUGUAG
Messenger RNA from Colletotrichum truncatum, 1494 nucleotides. RefSeq names its product gpi-anchored wall transfer protein. Gene Ontology annotation, cellular component: endoplasmic reticulum; membrane. Gene Ontology annotation, biological process: protein localization to plasma membrane; GPI anchor biosynthetic process. Gene Ontology annotation, molecular function: glucosaminyl-phosphatidylinositol O-acyltransferase activity. Lineage: Eukaryota; Fungi; Ascomycota; Sordariomycetes; Glomerellales; Glomerellaceae. The record is from RefSeq and is a predicted model, not a curated record.